AUGAAAUCUGUCUAUAUCGCAUGGGCGGGGGAUGGAACCUCAACUUUGGCAUUUGCUCAACGCUUUUGGGGCAUUCUGCAAAAUACCAACUUAGAACCCAUAAAUCCUGGAAAAAGUAAUACACAUUUCAUCACAUGUGAUGAAUUAGUGACUAUUGAUGAUGAUUCUGGAUCAUUGAGUGGAUUGAUUGGAACUGACAAGGAAGACUCUUUGUUUAUACUAUUUAUAUCAACUUCUAGUUGUGGUUCUCCCCCCAAAGGGGCUCAAAUUUUCUAUAAACAACUUGAAAUUUUAGCAGAAAAUACACAUAAAACUGAAAACUUGCUAAAAGAAGUGUCAUAUCUAAUUGUUGGAAUUGGUGAUAGCCAAUUUGGGGAUGAAUAUUUUUGCUUAUCCUCCUUAAAGAUAAACAAUUUCCUGCAAAAAUUAGGCGCAACACAAAUGUCUAAGCAAAUCACUAUCGAUCGCAGAUUUCAUGAAUUAUACGCUAUUGAAAAUGAUGUAUUUGAUAAAAUACUGAACGCCAUAACUAAUCACGGAAGCGGUGAAUCUGUAUGGCAUUCAAACGAUAUAAUUGAUAGCGUUGAUGAUAUUGAAGAUUUUGGAACUAAAACUGCUGAGAUGUUGAGUGCCUUGCAAAAAAGGAAUUUGAUUAAAGAGGGAUAUAGAAUUAUUGGAUCUCAUAGCGCAGUAAAAUUGUGUAGAUGGACCAAAUCCCAUAUGAGAGGUCGUGGAGGUUGCUAUAAACAUACUUUCUAUGGAAUAAUCUCGAGUCGCUGUAUGGAAAUGACACCCAGUCUCGCUUGCGCUAACAAAUGUGUAUUUUGCUGGCGACAUCACACAAAUCCCGUAGGAACUAGGUGGAAGUGGAACACCGACGACCCGCAAUUCAUUGCAAAACAAGCGGAAGAGCAACAUGUCAAAAUGGUUAAAGAAUUGAAAGGAGUUCUUGACAUAAAAAGUGACAGGUUUGAAGAGGCACAGCAUAUUAAGCACUGUGCCUUGUCACUAGUUGGUGAACCAAUAAUGUACCCGCACAUAAAUCAGUUGAUUGAUAUUUUACAUACACGCCAGAUAUCUACUUUCCUAGUAACAAACGCACAAUUCCCGGAUUUGCUGAAUACCCUCAAAAAAGUCACACAAUUAUACCUUUCUAUUGAUGCAUUCGAUAAGGAAUCGCUCAAGAAGAUUGAUAGGCCUUUGUUCUCCGAUUUUUGGCAGAGGUUUCAGCAAUCAAUAAGUAUAUUAGCAACCAGGGGUGAGAGGACAGUGUUUAGGUUGACGCUUGUGAAGCAAUUUAAUAUGACCGAACACGCCAAUGAGCUACAAGAUUUAGCUAUGUUGGUAAGUUUGGGAAAGCCCUGUUUUAUUGAAAUAAAGGGUGUGACUUAUUGCGGUGUGAAUAGUGAUAUUACUAUGGCCAAUGUUCCGUGGCAUGAUCAGGUUGUGUUAUAUGCUCAUGCACUAAUAAGCGCCAGCGAAUGGGUUGGGACAAAUUACACUGUAAUUUGCCAGCAUCGACAUUCGUGCAGCGUAUUAAUUGCCAGUAACAAGUUUUUUUUUGAUGGAAAAUGGCACACUUGGAUACACUAUGAUAAGUUUCAUCAGUUGGUGAAUUCGGGUAAAGAUUUUGGCCCUUUGGAUUAUGCAGCGGAAACGCCAGAAUGGGCCCUGUUGGAUUCUAAGCACCAGGGCUUUGACCCAGAAGAUACUAGGUGGUACAGGAACGGAUCCAAAGCUAGUAAUGGUGUAAAUCGUCGUAAAAAUGAUUGUGGCAAUUGUAACUGUAACAAUAGUUAA
Babesia microti strain RI is the source of this 1800-nucleotide messenger RNA. RefSeq names its product S-adenosyl-L-methionine-dependent tRNA 4-demethylwyosine synthase. The record is from RefSeq and is a predicted model, not a curated record. Gene Ontology annotation, molecular function: 4 iron, 4 sulfur cluster binding; FMN binding; catalytic activity. Lineage: Eukaryota; Apicomplexa; Aconoidasida; Piroplasmida; Babesiidae. The coding region runs from base 1 to 1800 and encodes 599 amino acids. Gene Ontology annotation, biological process: wybutosine biosynthetic process. The transcript is spliced from 4 exons.